Molecule: messenger RNA, 874 nt
Organism: Lolium perenne
Lineage: Eukaryota; Viridiplantae; Streptophyta; Magnoliopsida; Poales; Poaceae
Product: photosynthetic NDH subunit of lumenal location 3, chloroplastic
Biological process (GO): photosynthetic electron transport chain; photosynthesis
Cellular component (GO): photosystem II oxygen evolving complex; photosystem II; chloroplast
Molecular function (GO): calcium ion binding
Source: RefSeq, a predicted model, not a curated record
ACACCAUUCGCCUUUCAUCUGCUGCCCGCGCUAUUAUCCAUUCCCACGGCGCCCAUGGCCACCACCUACCUCUCAAGCCUCCAGGCCGCCGCCACCAUCACUGCCGGCGGUGCUUCACCAAGGCCAAGAUCAAGAGUGGUGACAUGCCACGCCACCGAUUCGUCGGGCAGGCGAUCAGCCUGCCUGGGCCUUGGCCUCGCCGCCGCCGGCAUGCUCCGCACUGCGCCCGCCCGCGCCGCGGACACCGACGAGGACCCGGAGCCGGCCAACAACGGCUGGUGGCUCACCGAGUUCCCCUUGCCGGUGCCCAAGAUCCGAAACAAGGAGAUCAACAACGGCGAGACGGGCACACGAUCCUUCAUAAAGAACGGCAUCUACAUUGCGGACAUCGGGCCGAGCUUCGCGGCGCACGCGUACCGGCUGCGCAGCUCCGCCUUCGACCUCCUGGCACUGGAGGACCUGCUCGGCAAGGAGGCCUCUAACUACGUCAACAAGUACCUCCGGCUCAAGGCCACCUUCAUAUAUUACGACUUCGACAAGCUCAUCACGGCCGCCGACGCUGAUGCCAAGCCACCGCUCCUGGACCUCGCCAACCGCCUCUUCGACAGCUUCGAGAGGCUUCAGGCAGCAGUCACCACCAAGGAUGAUGCAGACAUAGGAUCCCGCUAUGCUGACACGAAGCUCAUCCUCCAGGAGGUUAUGACGAGAAUGGCCUAGGCAGGACAGAGAUUUCUCAAGACAACUGAAACUUCUACAUCAAACUUAAUCAAAUAUAGCCCCAGUUUUACUGUCAUGAGUGAUGUAUUUACAUUUGGUUAUAUUUUCGUAACAGUUCUGACAAAAAAAAUACAGUACAGAUAGUCAUUGAACAGAA